Pseudomyrmex gracilis is the source of this 466-nucleotide messenger RNA. RefSeq names its product 60S ribosomal protein L44 (gene RpL36A). The transcript has 4 exons. Gene Ontology annotation, biological process: translation. Lineage: Eukaryota; Metazoa; Arthropoda; Insecta; Hymenoptera; Formicidae. Bases 66 to 380 code for a protein of 104 amino acids. Gene Ontology annotation, molecular function: structural constituent of ribosome. Gene Ontology annotation, cellular component: ribosome; cytosolic large ribosomal subunit. The record is from RefSeq and is a predicted model, not a curated record.
GCGCGCGCGCGCGCGCGCUGUCGGUUUCCGGUUCGCUCGACUCUUUCCUUUUCGAGAUACUCAAGAUGGUUAACGUGCCGAAGCAGAGACGUACCUUUUGCAAAAAAUGCAAGGUACACAAGACUCACAAGGUGACGCAGUACAAAAAAAGCAAGGAGAGACAUGCCUCGCAGGGCAGAAGACGUUACGACCGCAAACAGCAAGGUUUCGGCGGUCAAACCAAGCCCAUCUUCAGAAAGAAGGCAAAAACAACUAAAAAAAUUGUGUUGAGGAUGGAGUGCACGGAAUGUAAAUACAGAAAGCAAAUCCCGCUGAAGAGGUGCAAGCACUUCGAACUGGGUGGCGACAAAAAGAGGAAGGGUCAAAUGAUUCAGUUCUAAGUUGUCCGCCUGAACGUUUUCACACACACACGUAUACACAUUCUGUAUUUAAUAAGAAAUAAAAAUAAAUCCUAUUGUAUAGGAAU